AUGAUCGCCCGAGUCUCCGCCAUUCUCGCCAUCCUUUUCGUCGCCGCCAACGCCGGAUUCUUCGAUGAUAUCAGCGGUGAGUACGGUAACCGGGGAUGUCUUUUUCCAAAAGAAAGUGUUCUGAAACCGACCAACUACGUCACAAUCCCGAUUCCCAGGCUCCUUGAGAAUGACCAGCCCGUUUCCCCUUUUCUUUCCGUCGGCUCAUCCUCGAUUCGGUUUCAUAUUUCAAAGUGGCGCCGAUCCGGAAAGCGGCUCUCGAGCUCUCUGAUCGGCUUAUCCUAAUUCUCUCUGAUUCUGGCUAUUCAUGUAUGACUGGAUUAUAUACAAAAAAGGAUGAUGACGUGGCAAGGGAAAUGGAGAAAAGAAGGGCCAUCAAUCUUUGACUGUGACUAAGCAAGAUUCAUGAGCUAUUGCCGCUUAGAUCUUCCAAAUAGAUAGUCGGCCCGGCCUACUUGAAAAUUCGUAGCGGCUAGCUAAUUCAUCAAACCGCUCGACUCCCCUCACCCAAUUUAGCGUCCAAUCAAUCAGCCAAUGUCGGUCCCAAUGAAUGCGAAAUGAGGACUCUCUCUCUCUCUUUUCCAGGCGCCACCUCGGACGUCGGCAAGUUCUUCGGCGAGAAGUUCCAAAACGCCAAAGAUCUGUUCUCGAACAACCAGAGCGAGCUGGAGAACAACGUGCAGAGAGUGAAGGACCUGCUGAUCGGACUCAAGGAAAAGGUGCACGCGUUGGAGCCGCUGGCGAGCGAUGCUCAGAAGGAGACGCUCAAGAAGGUCGACUCGUUCCUCUCACAAGUCACCGACUUCCAGAAGGAGGUAAGUGCCCCAUUCCCCAUUCUCCCCCCGGGCCGCCCAAUUAUUUUCAUUGUCCUUGGUGCGCGUGCCAAGGUGACGAAACAUCUGUGGGCGCCCCGAUCAUUCAAGAAAGGGAACUGGAUUGGCAAAGGUCACGCAAACAGGCAAAUGCGAGAAUUGGGGAGACAACGGUCAACAGAAGACGGAAGCAAGUGUCAUGUGGGGGGUUACUGUAGAUGGAUGCGGGUUGCCAAAUGGCCUGAAGCACUUUCCAUGGGCUGCGCAAACGUUGGCCCAGGCUUUAGUGUAUUUGCAAUAAUCGGAUCGGGCCCAAGCUUGGAGUGGAGUAUCUUUGGACCAAGUUUCAGACCGAUCGGAUUAUCUGGUCCGUAGAUAUACUAAUUUGUUGUCGAAAACACCGAGAUUUUCGGUCUCCCAUCUUUAUAUCUCCGGGCCAGAUAUCGGCCUGAAACUUGGACCCAAGAUACUUCAAUCCAAGCAUAAGAAGCCUGCUCCAACCCGAACCCACCGGAGCUCUCCCAGAGCACGUGCUUCCUCUUCUAUUUUCGCUCCCGAUGGCUCCAUUAUUCUGUCACCAAUGCGCCGCGCCGUUUCCCUUCCCGAACACGACAAUUACCCCCUCACUCUCCCACCGAUCGAGUUGUUUUGUUUUCGAGAGAGAGAGAGAGAGGACCUAACCACUCCCAUUUUAUAUUUUCGACUGACCGAAUACGCCGAAACUGGUUUAGCAACCACCCGUUUUAUUUGAAAUCGGGAAGUUGAGAGUCACGAGGGGAUCUCACUCGAGCGCACUUCCUUCAUUUCGUGGUUUGCAGGUGAAGGAGGAGGGAUCCGCCAAAUUCGAGGAGAAUAAGGGCAAGUGGGAGGAGAAGGUGACCGAGAUCUUCGACAAGGGCGGCCUUUCGUCGGUGCUCAAGCUCGUCGGACUCCAAAACGCUUCGCCGAUCGCUCAAUUCAUCUCGGUCGUCGCUGCUCCAAUCUUCUACAUGAUCUUCGUUCGCUAA
This is a messenger RNA of Caenorhabditis sp. 36 PRJEB53466, 1819 nucleotides long. NCBI's taxonomy places the organism in Eukaryota, Metazoa, Nematoda, Chromadorea, Rhabditida, Rhabditidae. The record is from the annotation of a GenBank genome assembly.